Penicillium nucicola is the source of this 1980-nucleotide messenger RNA. RefSeq lists its product as uncharacterized. The record is from RefSeq and is a predicted model, not a curated record. NCBI's taxonomy places the organism in Eukaryota, Fungi, Ascomycota, Eurotiomycetes, Eurotiales, Aspergillaceae. Bases 1 to 1980 code for a protein of 659 amino acids. The transcript has a single exon.
AUGUCCGAUAGCAACCCCCAUCACCCAGGCGUGCGCAGCUUGCUGGCCAAGUUCGAAGGCCAAUCUCCGAUUACCUCCCCGCCCUCCCGUGGCAGAUCUCCCGCCGCCUCAGAUUCCUCGGGGACAGCUCGACAGUUGUCCAGGGUCCGCGCGAGCUUCGUGAAUGUCGAAGGAGCCCUACAAUCCAAUCCAGCAUCGCCAUUGAGGAAAACAAGUGGACGGAGUGAUAGCCCGGGCAUAUUUGGACCGAAAAUCAAAUCAGAGGAUGUGCAGCCGGAUCGGCAGAACAUGGCUUCACCCACUCCAAUCAGCUCGGUAGAGCACACCCAGAACGCGACUUUGGCCCAGAUCAUGGCGGAAGGUCGAUCCGAACCCCUUCAAUCGAAGACCCAACCGAAUAAAACCACCCAGGAGCCUGCUGCACGCUUGAAGACUGAGUCCCAAUCGCAAGACGCGCCGAAGGCAGGAACUGCCCCCGCCAAAUCUAGGUCUACAACCUCUGAGACCCCUUUGCAGAAGUCCGACGGUUCAAUCAAGAGAAAGCCAUCUACUGUUGGAUCGACGGCUAAUAGGCCAUCGACUACUGCCACAUCGACUGGCGGAACCCGAUCCCAAGCUACCUCCAAGCCAUCAGCUCGCGAAGUGGCCAAGGAGCGUUCUAACUCCCUUGCCCAUAAGCCGAGCCGUGUCUCCUUGAACCCCAAGACGACAACACGGCCAGCCCGAGGUGCUACUCCCGUAGAACCUUCAAAGCCAUCUCCUACAGUGAGCAGAUCUACUCGUCAGGCUACAACCACCAUGCCACCACCCCCUAAGCCAGCAAGCACUCGGACAGCCAACACUCUGACGAGAAAGCCCUCAACCCUCAGAAAUGGAGCUGGAUCCCAACCGCAAGCGACUUCAUCGACCGGUGUUCGCAGACAGUCAUCUCGCGCCUCGCUGCCGGCCCAGUCAGCCAGUGAACGCCCCAGUUCUCGGGCCAGCGAUGCUCACUCCAACAAGCCAGUCAACGAGGGCUUCCUUGCUAGAAUGAUGCGGCCUACUGCUAGUUCCGCCAACAAGUCCCUUGAGAAGACGGACGCGAAGCCUGUGCCCAAGACCACACCGGCUUCAAAGGCCCCCCGGCAGUUUAUCGGUGGCAAGAUCCCUGAGCGGACUGCUUCACAGUCAAAGCCUAAGACUACCACUCUGCGACCUCAGAGCGAGAAGUCUCAAGCUGCAAACAAGGUUCCUGCUCGUGACCACCCUGUUCCUCAGAAGAAGCAGGAAAGCGAGAAGGAGAAUAUCGUGGAGCCUAUCGAGGCCAGCCACAAGGAGCCCCUCGCUGUAGAGAAGACACAGGCUACUGCCGCGGAACAGCUCGAAGCGGUUUCUGAGCCAGUUGAGGAAAUUGCUGUAUCUGUUCAAGCUGAACAGCUCAACGAGAAGGCUAUCUCCACCGCCGAACCAGUUGAGAAAUCGGCUGAAGUGUGUGAGCCCCUUGUUGAAGCCUCAAUUGAUCCUGUCGAGCCCGAAACUAAGGUUGAGGCCGAAGUUGAGGAGGUCCUAGCCGCAGUUGAUGAGGCCGAGGCUCCCAUAAAGGCUGAAGUCGAGGUCCCUGUUGAGACAAUUACAUCAAUUCCCGAGGCUAUUGAGACUACCACUUCCCCCGUGGUGGUUGAUGCCACCCCAGUUCAAGCCAACGAGACUAUUGAAGAGCCCGAGGCCUCUGUUCCAGCCCCUGUCGAGGCUGAGGUGUCUGAGCAGACGACUGUUGUCCAUGAGCCGGAACUAGACCAGAAGUUCGAAGCCAAGGUUGAAGUUUCCGAGGAAAACGAGGCGGUUCCAGUCAAGGACGUCACCGUUCCUGAGGCUUCAGAGCCCGAGGAGAAGGUCGCAGAGGAGAAGUCAGCAGAUAUCAAGCCUACCGAGGCGACGCCCGCCACUGAGGCCGAGUCUAGCAACAUCGCCCUCGAUAUCACUACUCUGGCACUGAACUAG